This is a messenger RNA of Linum trigynum, 2053 nucleotides long. The record is from the annotation of a GenBank genome assembly. NCBI's taxonomy places the organism in Eukaryota, Viridiplantae, Streptophyta, Magnoliopsida, Malpighiales, Linaceae.
GAGUAAUAGUAACUCUAGAGACCCGUGGAUUCGAUAUUUAUUACUUGUGCCACUAUACUGCAGUCCCUUUCAUUGGUUACACUUGGCCAUUGUUAGGUGUUGUGUUUUGGCGUGUCAAGUUUUUGGCGCCGUUGCCGGGGACUUUCUAGAGUAUUAGGAAAGGCAGAAGUUUGUUACUUUAGCGUUUUUCUUUUCUUUUCCACCCUUGCUUUUCACUUGGGUGUUUUUGUUUUUGUUGGUGCAGAUCUGAAUCAUGGAUCCGCAUGGCUUCUCCAACCAGUGGGGGUAUCCACCACCAUCCGAGUGGUAUUACCCCGCGACUCCCUACAGCAAUCAAGGAGGAGAAGACUAUGGAUUCGGGUUUCAGUACCAACCCCCAUCCUACGAAGAACAAUCAGACCCCUGGGUAUUUCAAGAACAAUCUCCUUAUCAAGAAGAAUUCCUCCAUCAGCCAGAUCCAAACUAUCACUUGAGGCUUCUCGUGGAGCAGAUUGCUCGAGUACCUGAGAGAUCUUUUCCCGAGAUGGAUCCUCAUAUCCAGGCCAUUGCCCAAACUGACUUCUCCUACCGUGAAACAGAGGAGACCCUCCUGAGCAUAAAGAAGAGCCUCGAGGAUCUUGAGAAAGCUUAUGCACAACCUGCUCAAGAUCACCCUUCUGCUAUCAUACUAGAAGAGGAGGAGGAAGACGAAGGCUACAAGGAUAUUGUGGAGCAGACAGAAGUUUUCACGAAAAGCUCUCGUGAUGAUCAUGAUCAGGAAUUUCCUGCCGUAGCCGACCACACCUUCCCACAUCCCAAACUGAGCUUUGAAGAGGCGGGCAUGAGUGAGGAGAUGCAAGAAAAUCUCAUGAAAGAAAUUGCUUGGCAACUUGCUCUCCAAUCCGUGCUAGAAGAAGAAGAGCGAGAAAGGGUGCAGAAAGAAGUUGUGGAGGAUGAAGAAAGUGAAGCAGGAGGAGUUCUUGAUCUUUUCCCAGGGGUGAUACCACAUGAAGAAGAAAGGGAGGUUGAAGAAGCAAUUGGCGUCCAGGCUGAGGACGGAGUUAAGGUGGAAGAGGCCUGCACCGGCCAUGAGUUACAUGUGAUAUCUCCACCAAACUUCGAGGAGCUGCUUGGCAAGGACCCAUUUGCAGUGUCUCUUUGCCAGACCAAGGCCACAUCGACAUCGGUCCCUCUUGGUGGACGCGAUGGUGGCCAAUCGAUGCUGUCAUAUCUGGUUUGGGGCAAUGAGACGAGAGAAGAGAAGAAGAGGUCUCGAGGGUGGAGACUUCAUCUGCAUCAAGUACAUGAGCCUUCAUCACCUGCCACACCACAUGCUCAUGACUUGCGACUCCACCUCAUCGACGAGAACCUCAACUUCAAGGAGGUUCUAGCAUGGACCGAAACUUAGGAGCCAUCGUCCGGCUCACGACGUGAAAGAAGCGCUUGUUGGGAGGCAACCCAACCAGUCGGUUUGCAUUUCUUUCUCUUUUUCUCCUCGGUUGAGUCAGUUUUGUUAUUUGAUUUUAGAGUCAAUAACUCAACCUUUGUGAGAUUUUGUGUGGUGUUUGUGUUCUGAUUACUCUCUCUUCCUGGACUGCACUGCCUGACCCGUACAUCAUCAUUCACCCUUGAUCUGGUAACUUCGUUCUACCCUCCUUAUCUUUCCUCCAUUGAGGACAAUGUCGUGCUUAAGUGUGGGGGGAUGUUCAAUUAUGUAUGCGGGUGAAUGUUUGGCUGUUUGUGUGCUUGGAGCCUAGUCCACUGUCCAAAUUUUGAAAUUUGAGGGCUCCAAGUACGUGUUCCUUGCAAUUGCCUGCUCAGUAUGCUUUGAAUUGACAGUCUUUACAGUAAUAUGCAACCUAGGGAGGUAGUGUAGCACUAUGGAGGAUGUUGAUACAUUUAAGAAGUCUCGUUUCUUCUUCAUAUUGUGUUGGUUGAUUGAGUGAAUUAGUGAUCUUAGGACCCUUGAAUUGUGUGGUGUUAUGGAUUUUCUACCUGUCAUGGACUCUUGUAUCAUGUUUUGAAAAUAACAGGUGCUCGAAAAUGUGCUUCAAAAUAAACGUCUCCCGUGCGA